Rhinolophus ferrumequinum (greater horseshoe bat) is the source of this 2617-nucleotide messenger RNA. It is a transcript of the gene STK24, whose product is annotated as serine/threonine kinase 24. Bases 317 to 1618 code for a protein of 433 amino acids. The record is from RefSeq and is a predicted model, not a curated record. Lineage: Eukaryota; Metazoa; Chordata; Mammalia; Chiroptera; Rhinolophidae. Gene Ontology annotation, molecular function: ATP binding; protein kinase activity. Gene Ontology annotation, biological process: protein phosphorylation. The transcript is spliced from 11 exons.
UCAGCCUCAGCCUCAGCCUCAGCCUCAGCAGCAGCAGCAGCAGCAGCAGCAGCAGCAGCAGCAGCUAUUCGCGGCGAGGCCCUGCGCCCCUCGCAGCCCCUUCCCGGCGCUGUGCAUGGAGACGCCGCCCGCCGCCGGCUGCUGAGCCACCAUCCGGCCCGGGACCUGCGGGGGCUGGGGUGGCCUCGGGCUCCGACUCGGGCUUGGCCGGCCGCCCUCGUCGCCCGAGGGCUGCGCUUGGCCCGCGGGCCUCGUCGCCCGCGCGAAUCGCCGCGGCCCGGCCGUCCCGUCCCAGGAAUUAGCCGUCCUGACCGCCAUGGCUCACUCCCCGGUGCAGUCGGGCCUGCCCGGCAUGCAGAACCUAAAAGCAGAUCCAGAAGAGCUUUUUACAAAACUGGAGAAAAUUGGAAAGGGCUCUUUUGGCGAGGUGUUCAAAGGCAUUGACAAUCGGACUCAGAAAGUGGUUGCCAUAAAAAUCAUUGAUCUGGAAGAAGCUGAAGAUGAGAUAGAGGACAUUCAACAAGAAAUCACAGUGCUGAGUCAGUGUGACAGUCCAUACGUAACCAAAUACUAUGGAUCUUAUCUGAAGGAUACUAAGUUGUGGAUAAUAAUGGAAUACCUUGGUGGAGGCUCUGCGCUAGAUCUAUUAGAACCUGGCCCUUUAGAUGAAACUCAGAUUGCUACUAUAUUAAGAGAAAUACUGAAAGGACUUGAUUAUUUGCAUUCGGAGAAGAAAAUACAUAGAGAUAUUAAAGCUGCCAACGUUCUGCUCUCCGAACACGGAGAGGUGAAGCUGGCUGACUUUGGAGUGGCAGGCCAACUGACAGAUACCCAGAUAAAAAGGAAUACCUUUGUGGGCACCCCUUUCUGGAUGGCCCCUGAAGUCAUUAAACAGUCAGCCUAUGACUCAAAGGCAGACAUCUGGUCCCUGGGCAUAACAGCUAUAGAGCUUGCGAAAGGGGAGCCACCUCAUUCUGAGCUGCACCCCAUGAAAGUUUUAUUCCUCAUUCCAAAGAACAACCCCCCGACGCUGGAAGGAAACUACAGCAAACCCCUCAAGGAAUUUGUUGAGGCCUGUUUGAAUAAGGAGCCAAGCUUUAGGCCCACUGCUAAGGAGUUACUGAAGCACAAGUUUAUAAUACGCAAUGCGAAGAAAACAUCCUACUUGACCGAGCUUAUUGACAGGUACAAGAGGUGGAAGGCCGAACAGAGCCAUGAAGACUCCAGCUCUGAAGACUCUGACACGGAAACGGAUACGGACGGCCAGGCAUCUGGAGGCAGCGACUCUGGGGACUGGAUCUUCACGAUCCGAGAGAAAGAUCCAAAGAGUCUUGAGAAUGGAGCUCUUCAGCCAUCGGAUUUAGAAAGAAAUAAGAUGAAAGACAUCCCAAAGAGGCCUUUCUCUCAGUGUUUAUCGACAAUUAUUUCUCCUCUAUUUGCAGAGUUGAAGGAGAAGAGCCAGGCGUGUGGAGGUAACCUGGAGUCCAUAGAAGAACUGCGAGGCGCCAUCUACCUGGCAGAAGAGGCGUGCCCCGGGAUCUCGGACACCAUGGUGGCCCAGCUCGUACAGCGGCUGCAGAGAUAUUCUCUAAGUGGUGGAGGAACUUCAUCCCACUGAAAUUCCUUUGGCAUUUGUGGUUUUGUUUUUCCUUUUUUCUUCUUCAUCCUCCUCCAUUAAAAAAGUCAACGAGAGCCUUUGCUGACUCUGCUGAAGAGAUGCGCCAUCGGGGAUUCGUCCCCCCGCCGAGGCUGCCUGUCUCGGGUCACACGGCCCUUUCUCGCUGGCCUUGGCCAGAGAAGUCUCUAGAUGGGGUGGGGAGGGUCAGCUCCUUUAAGCGAUCAUUUUAUUAUUCUUGUUUUUAAUUUUAACCAUAGUGCACAUAUCAAGGAAAGUGUCUUUAAAAACAAACCCUGAAAUGUAUAUUUAGGAUUAUGAUAAGGCAACUGAAGAAAUGAAACCUCAGGUAUCCUGCUUUAAGUUGUAACUCCCCUCCCCGGGAGAUGGAGAUUGCUCUGGUGGAUCAGUGUACAGAUUUGUAUAUAGUGUCAUUUUUACGGAAACCCUUUUGGCGUGCAUAAAGAAUCACUGUGUACAAACUGGCCAAGUGCUUCUGUAGAUAAUGUCAGUGGAGUAAAUAUUUGACAGGCCAUAACUUGAGUCUAUUGCCUUGCCUUUAUUACAUGUAAAUUUUGAACUAUGUGACCAGUGAUUUGGGUUUUAUUUUGUAUUUGCAGGGUUUGCCAUUAAUAAUAAUUAAUGCCCCUCUUAUGGAACACUCCUACUUGUACCUCAACAAAUGCAAAUUUUCCUCUUGUUUGCCCUACAACCCUUUUGGUACACUUAGAAGUUGAGUUCCUUUUUCAUUGAUGGUACUAUUUCUUAGUGUUUUAAAUUGGAACAUAUCUUGCCUCAUGAAGCUUUAAAUUAUUAUUUUAAGUUUCUCCCCGAUGAAGUGCUCUCGUCUAACAUUCGUUUGGAACCGUGCCACUGCCAAUCCCGCUCCAGCUGUACCGUUCUUUGCAGUAUGAUUUUCUGUUGCACCUUGUAGUGAAAUCUGCGUAUCAUCUUCCCCACCUAAAAAUGUCUGAAUGCUUACACAAAUAAAUUUUAUAACAC